Messenger RNA from Capronia coronata CBS 617.96, 1158 nucleotides. Its product is annotated as triacylglycerol lipase. The coding region runs from base 1 to 1158 and encodes 385 amino acids. Gene Ontology annotation, molecular function: triacylglycerol lipase activity. The transcript has a single exon. The record is from RefSeq and is a predicted model, not a curated record. NCBI's taxonomy places the organism in Eukaryota, Fungi, Ascomycota, Eurotiomycetes, Chaetothyriales, Herpotrichiellaceae.
AUGUCAUGGCGGGCCCUGCGCCUUCACGCUUCACUGCGGCCGGCAGGACUGCGGCAUUGCCCACUGGCCACAGUGCAAAUCUGUCCCAGUCACCGAGACAGACGAUGGCAGUCGACAUCCCAAGAGCCAGGCCCAGCACGACCACAACCGAAACAGACACAGAACCAGAACCAGAAGCCAGCAAUCAACAGCAACAGCACCAACAAUGACAAAGACAAAGACAACUCCAGCAGUGUCAAUAACGACAACCCCAGCUCCAAACACCAGAACGAAGAAAAGCCAAUCGACGGCCGCUUCUCGGACCUAGGCCGCCUGAUCGCCAGCGACUACGCGCAUUUCCAAGAACAAUACUCGACGCCGAAACAUCCCAUCGUGCUCGCCCACGGGCUGAUGGGGUUCGACGAAUGGCGCCUCGCCGGGCCCUAUCUGCCAGGCAUCCACUACUGGCGCGGGAUCACGGAAGCAUUCGCACGCAACGGCAUCGAAUGCAUCACCACGGCGGUCCCGCGGACGGGCAGCAUCCAAGAGCGUGCGGGGGUGCUGAUGGACGAGAUCACCCGGAAGGCGCGCGGCCGCCAAGUCAACAUUGUCGCGCACAGCAUGGGCGGGCUGGACGCGCGGUAUCUGAUUUCGCGACUGUGUCCGCCGCCCUCGGCGUUCGUGGUGCGCAGUCUCACGACGGUGGCGACGCCGCACCGCGGCUCGUCCGCGGCGGACAUGGUGUUUCGCGACAUCGGGCCGGACCUGCUGCCGCGGAUCUUUGGCACGCUGGAGCGGCUCAAGAUCAACUCGGGCGCCUUUUCGCAGCUCACCACCGACUAUGUCCGCAACAAGUUCAACCCCGUCACGCCGAACGAUCCGUCCGUGCGGUAUUUCAGCUACGGCGCCAGUGCGACGCCGCAUCUCUUCUCGGUGUUUCGGUUGAGCCAUGAGCUGAUGCUGGUGGUCGAGGGCCCGAACGAUGGCUUGGUCUCGGUCUAUAGCUCCAAAUGGGGUCAGUAUAUGGGCACUCUGAUGGGCGUGACCCAUUUGGAUCUGAUCAAUUGGACGAAUCGCCUCAAGCGGAUUGCCGCGAGGUUCGGCCUUGUCGAGGAGAACUUCAAUGCCGUCGCGUUUUAUUUGGGCGUCGCUGAUAUGCUGGCUAAAGAGGGCCUGUAG